Erigeron canadensis is the source of this 1386-nucleotide messenger RNA. RefSeq names its product mitochondrial substrate carrier family protein B-like. The record is from RefSeq and is a predicted model, not a curated record. NCBI's taxonomy places the organism in Eukaryota, Viridiplantae, Streptophyta, Magnoliopsida, Asterales, Asteraceae. The transcript has 7 exons. Gene Ontology annotation, biological process: transmembrane transport. Bases 118 to 1107 code for a protein of 329 amino acids.
CCAAAUUUCCUAAUCGUUGUCGUCUUUUAGACGUUUUCUAAUUCUAAAUUUUCCUCAUUUCAUUUGUAAAUUCUAUUUCACUUUCCAUUUUUACAAAAUAAUUUAAAAUUUCGAAACAUGCAAACGGAAGCAAGAGUAGGCGUGGUGGAAGGCGGUGGUGCUUCCUCUCAUAAACUGGUGACUCAUCAUCAUCGGCGAUCUCAGAUCGGAGCUGUUUCUCAGCUUAUCGCCGGUGGUGUCGCCGGUGCCGUUAGCAAGACUUGCACCGCUCCUCUCGCUCGCCUUACUAUUCUAUUUCAGGUGCAAGGCAUGCACUCUGAUGUUUCUACAUUAAGAAAGGCUAGUAUAUUGCGUGAGGCGUCUCGUAUUGUAACUGAAGAAGGAUUUCGUGCAUUCUGGAAAGGAAAUUUAGUCACGAUCGCUCAUCGUCUGCCUUAUUCAUCCAUUAGCUUUUACGCAUUUGAAUGCUAUAAGAAUAUGCUAUUACAGUUGAUGUCGGGAGCCGAAGGUCAUGAGUCAAAUUUUGGUUCACAUGUGUUUGUACGACUUGCGGGUGGUGGCUUAUCUGGAAUAACUGCAGCCUCUGUAACAUAUCCUUUGGAUCUUGUUAGGACACGUCUUUCAGCGCAGACGAAUGUAAAUUACUAUAGGGGUAUAUGGCAUGCUUUAUGUACCAUCAGCAGGGAGGAGGGCAUCUUUGGACUCUACAAGGGACUCGGUGCUUGUCUAUUGGGUGUUGGUCCCAAUUUAGCAAUUAGCUUUUCAGUUUACGAUACUGUGAGAUCUUAUUGGCAAUUGCAAAGACCGAAUGAUUCUACCAUUAUGGUGAGCCUGGCUUGUGGCAGUCUUUCAGGCAUUGCUUCAUCAACAGUUUCCUUCCCUUUGGAUCUUGUGAGACGACGAAUGCAGCUGGAAGGUGCAGGUGGCCGGGCUCGAGUUUAUAAGACGGGUGUGUUUGGAACAUUUAAACACAUACUACAAGCUGAAGGUCUACGUGGCUUAUACAGAGGAAUUUUGCCCGAAUAUUAUAAGGUGGUACCCAGCAUCGGCAUCGUGUUCAUGACCUAUGAAAAACUUAAACAAGUAUUAUCGGAGAUCGAUACUUAGUUCCUUACUGAUAGCCAUGGGACCAGAUUGCUAUAUUAGCCAACACAAUUGGAAGGUUACAAGAUAGAAUCCUGAGUAUUCACUGUAUUCACUUAUCAAUAAACAUUUAUCAUUGUAGUUGUAUUACCUAUAAAAGUAUCAUAACCCUUGUACAGAUGAGUAGGGAAAAGCGAAACGGAAAAGAAGCCAUCAGUUACUUCUGUCUUAGUGUACUGAUUUAAAUAUGCUGCUGUUAUGUACAUACAUUUUAUGUAGUGAAGUGACUUGAUCUCUUAUCAA